AUGACUACUGAUAAUUGUGAUGCGUAUGAGUUGAAUAAUGGCAUGGUAGUUAACCAAAGACAGAUUGAUCAUUGGAAUCGAGCUCUCAAGGAAUUGGAAUCUCCUUUGGAGAUUUUGAAAUGGGCUUUGGUCACGUUUCCAGGAUUGUUUCAAACAACUGCGUUUGGACUAACAGGUUUGGCAAUUACUGACAUGCUCUCUUCAUUGACCAAAUAUAAUGGAAACAAGAUGGUAGGAUUAAUCUUUAUAGAUACCUUGUACCAUUUCCCUCAAACUUUGGAUUUGGUUCAAAAAGUUGAAGAUAAGUAUUAUGCAAAGUAUGGUCAGUCUGUGAAUAUUUUUAAACCAAAGGAUUGUGAAACUUCUCAAGAUUUUGUUAAAAAACAUGGCGAUUUCUUAUGGGAGGCUGAUGAUGAGAAAUACGAUUUCUUGGUUAAAGUAGAACCUGCUCAUAGAGCUUAUGAAGAGUUACAUGUAGCCGUGGUGCUGACAGGUCGCAGGAGAUCUCAAGGUGGUUCUCGUAGUUCGCUGCCAUACAUCGAAAUUGACAAGAUAAAUAAAGUAUUGAAAAUUAAUCCACUAGUUAAUUGGGAUUUCAAUGACAUUAAGAAAUAUAUCGAUGAUAACAAUGUCCCAUAUAAUGAAUUGGUAGAUUUGGGUUAUAGAUCUAUCGGUGAUUACCAUUCAACAGCACCGGUUCAAGCUGGUGAAGAUGAAAGAUCAGGUAGAUGGAAGGGUAAAGCAAAAACCGAAUGUGGUAUUCAUGAAACAAGUAAAUUUACCAAAUUUUUGGACCAAAAUAGUAGAACUUUAUAG
Molecule: messenger RNA, 816 nt
Organism: Vanderwaltozyma polyspora DSM 70294
Lineage: Eukaryota; Fungi; Ascomycota; Saccharomycetes; Saccharomycetales; Saccharomycetaceae
Gene: MET16
Product: phosphoadenylyl-sulfate reductase (thioredoxin)
Exons: 1
Coding region: 1-816 (271 amino acids)
Cellular component (GO): cytoplasm
Molecular function (GO): phosphoadenylyl-sulfate reductase (thioredoxin) activity
Source: RefSeq, a predicted model, not a curated record